AUGGCCGACACAACUAAGGAUGCGAAGCCCUUGGAGGUAAAUGUAGAGAGGUUUGAGUGUCUCUCGACUGACGAGGAGAGCAAAGAUGGCCUGUACCAAAGCCAGACGAUGGGCACGGUAGCCAUCACUGAUGACAAAGACAUAUACCUCGUACCUGCACCAAUCUCUAGUAUUGGCCUUUCGAUGGUUUCUGGGUUUGGUGGUUUAUUGGGAUUUUACAUCCCAGACUAUUCUAAACAUGGCGCUGAUUACGCCGAUAUCACUGCUCUCAUGACGUAUCCAUCAAUGUUCAUGGGCGUCGGCUGUCUUACAUGCACACCGUUGGCUUUGUCAGUCGGCAGAAGGCCAGUCUAUCUCGCAUCGCUGGUGGUACUAAUAUUAGGCGCCCUGCUGGCGGCACAAGCAACUAACUACAAUUACCACCUGGGUGCAAGAAUGGUGCUCGGUCUCGCUGCUGGUCAAAGUGAGGCUCUGGUACCUUUGAUGAUUCAGGAAAUUCACUUUAUACAUGAACGCAGUACUUUCCUUAUGUGGCAAUCCUCGAUCCAAACUAUCCUCUCGGCUGGUCUUACUAUUGCUGCAUCUCCUCUAGCUGGAGCAAUUGGCCCUGCAAAUUGGUACAGGUUAGGCGCGGGACUUGCGGGCGCGACUCUACUAUUUUCGAUAUUCCUCGUUCCAGAGAGCCGUUAUCCUCGCACCCUUCAAGCAUAUGGCCAAUCCACUGGCGAGGAGGACGAGGGAGAGAUGACAACACGACCGAUGAAGCUAUCAGAAAAACCUGCCUUUGACUUGACCAAGUAUCAACCACGAACUCUGAAAUCGGAUAUGCGCUUAUUUGUUGGAGACCCUGAUUGGGCUGAAGGUUAUUACAGCUUUAUUAACACCUUCCAAAUUCUCCUUUUUCCUAAUGUCCUGUGGGCGUUUUGUCUCAACGGAUUAACGAUUGGAAUAAACAUCGCCAUUGGUACAACUUACGGUAAAAUCGUCACAAGUGCUCCUUACAACUGGGGUGAUGAUGCAGCAUCAUAUGUAAAUGCCGGACAGGUCGUUGUCGCAUUUGUCACGCUUCCUCUUCUUGGUUACGGGUCCGAUAAGAUUAUCAAAUGGCGAGCUAAGCGCAAUGGCGGUCUUCAUGAGCCUGAGAACCGCCUGCUCGCACUCUGGAUCCCAAUCAUGGUUGGCAUCCUCUCCGCUACACUCUACGGCCAGGCUGGCGAACAUCCAGAGAAAUACCACUGGUUCGUCAUUGUCUUCGCUAAUUCAGGAUACUACUUUUGCUUUCUUGGAGCCAACAUUGCUGCCAUCACGUACCUACUCGACUCCUAUCCUGCCCGAGCCGGGCCUGUUCUUGUCGUCAUUACAGCUUUCCGCGGAUUUGUGUCCUUUGGUACAAGCUAUGGUGUGGCUAAGUUCAUCGAUACUGCUGGAUACGACGGAUCUUUUGGUACAUAUGCUGGGCUAACGGGACUCUUUGGAUGCCUAGGUAUUCCUAUCUUCUUGUAUGGAAAGCAGAUCAGGGCUUAUACGGGUCGAUGGGCACAGGCGAAACGGGUCGGACUUCCCUCAAUGUCUCGUUGA
Messenger RNA from Bipolaris oryzae ATCC 44560, 1578 nucleotides. RefSeq lists its product as uncharacterized. Gene Ontology annotation, biological process: transmembrane transport. Gene Ontology annotation, molecular function: transmembrane transporter activity. The record is from RefSeq and is a predicted model, not a curated record. The transcript has 5 exons. NCBI's taxonomy places the organism in Eukaryota, Fungi, Ascomycota, Dothideomycetes, Pleosporales, Pleosporaceae. The coding region runs from base 1 to 1578 and encodes 525 amino acids.